AUGUCGCUGCCUCUGCGACACGUCCUAAGGCUGUGCGUCAUCGCCCUCGACCUCUCCACGCCCGUGUUGGCAGCGAGCACCGGUGCCUGGAGCAGCAGAUCGGUGUAUCAAACGAUGACCGAUCGAUUCGCCCGCACGGAUGGAUCGACCACGCAUCCUUGCAACACCACAGACGGGCUGUACUGUGGCGGGACCUGGCGAGGCAUGAUCAACCACCUCGACUAUAUCGAAGGCAUGGGAUUCGACGCGGUCAUGAUAUCUCCAAUCGUCAAGAACAUCGAGGGACGGGUGUCCUACGGCGAAGCCUACCAUGGCUACUGGCCGCAGGAUCUCUACGCCCUGAACCCUCGGUUCGGAACCCAACAGGACCUGCUCGACCUCAGCCAGGCGCUGCACGACCGAGGCAUGUACCUGAUGAUGGACACCGUCAUCAACAACAUGGCCUACUUCACCAACGGGACCGACCCCAGCAGCAGCAGCAGCAUCGACUACGCCAUCUUCAACCCCUUCAACGACCCGAAGUACUUCCACCCCUACUGCCAAAUCACCGACUACAACAACUACCCGCUGGCCCAGAGCUGCUGGACGGGCGACGACAUCGUGGCUCUCCCCGACCUCAAGACCGAGGACCCCACCGUCCAAGCCAUGCUGAGCCACUGGGUCCAAGAGAUCAUGACCAACUACUCCAUCGACGGCCUCCGCCUCGACGCCGCCAAACACGUCACCCCCGACUUCCUCCCCCAGUUCCAGAAGGCUGCCCUGGACUCGUUCGUCACCGGCGAGGUCUUCGACCAGUCCGUCGACACGAUCUGCAGCUACCAGAACGACCUCACCAGCGUCCCCAACUACCCCAUCUACUACGCCCUCCUCGACGCCUUCACCAAGGGCAACACAUCCACCCUCCCCAACCGGGUCGAAAUCAUGAAACAUACCUGCCCAAACGUAACCACCCUGACAUCCUUCUCGGAGAAUCACGACGUCGCCCGCUUCGCCAGUCUCGAACCCGACAUCAACCUGGCCAAAAACCUCCUCACCUUCACUCUCCUCUCCGACGGCAUCCCCAUGAUCUACCAAGGCCAAGAACAACACCUCUCAGGCCCCUACGACCCCCUCAACCGCGAAGCCCUCUGGCUAACAACCUACAACACGACCUCACCCCUAUACACACACAUCUCGACGCUCAACGCCCUCCGCAAGCACGCCAGCCAAGUCGACCCCAACUACCUCUCCACGCAGACCUACCCGAUCUACACGGGGUCCAGCGAGAUGGGGUUCCGCAAGGGCCGCGAGGGCCGCCAGGUGGUCAUGGUGCUGAGCACGCAGGGCAGCGCCAGCGGCGCGUACACCAUCCGCAUGACGAACGGGUACGAGCCGUCGUUUGUCGUCAUGGAUGUGUUCACGUGUCGCAAUUAUACUGUUAAUGAUAUGGGCGAGCUACGGCUGGAUAUGGAUGGGGGGGAGCCGAGGGUGUUGUAUCCGCCCAAGCAGCACAUAGUUGCCGCGCUAAACAAUGCGUAACUAUAUCUUCUUCUUCUUCUUCUUCUUAUCGGAGUUCAUCAUGGGCAAUCGCCGCGAAGGCGAAGUGGGCUUGCCGGUCGAUGGACAGACAGACAGACAGACAGACAGACAGAUAGAUCAAUAGAUAGAUAGAUGUUCCAUAUACAUACAGGCUGAAUGAGUUGAGUGGGAAACCAUUGUAGAGAUAGUGAUACAACCGGAAGCUCAAAAAAAAAAAAA
Molecule: messenger RNA, 1737 nt
Organism: Aspergillus heteromorphus CBS 117.55
Lineage: Eukaryota; Fungi; Ascomycota; Eurotiomycetes; Eurotiales; Aspergillaceae
Product: alpha-amylase
Exons: 3
Coding region: 1-1518 (505 amino acids)
Biological process (GO): carbohydrate catabolic process
Molecular function (GO): alpha-amylase activity; calcium ion binding
Source: RefSeq, a predicted model, not a curated record